Messenger RNA from Xyrauchen texanus (razorback sucker), 873 nucleotides. RefSeq lists its product as uncharacterized. The transcript has 4 exons. The record is from RefSeq and is a predicted model, not a curated record. Lineage: Eukaryota; Metazoa; Chordata; Actinopteri; Cypriniformes; Catostomidae. Bases 107 to 781 code for a protein of 224 amino acids.
GCGCUGUUAUAUUGUCGCUAUUUCACUUUUCAUUCCCGAAACUACAGAAGCUUUCAAGAUGAUUGCGUGUUUCAGCGAGUUUUUGAUAGUCGUUUAAUUUGAAGAAAUGGCAAAGCGUGUUGCUGUAGUGUUGGCAGGCUGUGGUGUAUUUGAUGGAAGUGAAAUCCACGAGGCGUCUGCGGUUCUUGUUCAUUUGAGCCGUCAGCAAGCUUCUGUCAAGAUGUUUGCACCCGAUGUUGAUCAGAUGCAUGUUGUAGAUCACCUGAAAAACUCUCCAACUGAGGAAAGGAGGAAUGUGCUCAUGGAGAGUGCCAGACUUGCCCGGGGUGAUAUCCAAGACCUUUCUCAGGUUAAUGUGAAGAAUCUGGAUGCCAUCAUCUUUCCUGGUGGUUUUGGCGCAGCUAAAAACCUGUGUAGCUGGGCUGUCCAGGGUAAAGACUGCUCUGUCAAUGAGCAGGUGAAAACAGUGCUGCAGGCCUUUCAUGCUGAGAAGAAGCCCAUCGGCUUGUGCUGUAUCUCACCUGUGCUGGCUGCUAAGGUUUUCCCUGGCUGUGAGGUGACUGUUGGCCAUGAAAAGGAUGAAAGAUAUCCAGAUGUUCCAGCCACUGCUGAAGCUAUUACUCAACUUGGUUGCGAGCACAUCAGCAAGCAUGUCAACGAGGCCCAUGUUGAUGAGAAAAAUAAGAUUGUCACCACCAGUGCUUUCAUGUGCAAAGCCCCACUACAUGAAAUAUUUGAUGGAAUUGGAGUAAUGGUACAGGAGGUGCUGAAACUUGCCUGAAUUCCUCCAAAAUGUAUUUAUGGACUGACCAUGUGUCUCUAAUGAUUUUAUGUACUGUAAAGAUUUAAAUAAACUUUUGUUUUGAGCAGAGC